UUCUGCUUUUAGCAGUGUCUGUGUAUUGUAAUUAGAGCGGCUCACGUUGUCCCUACAGCAGUGAACUUGCAGGAGCUCAGUUGGUGAGGGGGAUCCUGUGGGGCUUUAUUACUGAGCGGGACAAUAGCACUAAUAGGAAGUCUACAAUAAGCGUGUCCUACUGCUUACUGUUGUCCCCCUUUAACAGAUGGAAAGUGAAUGCAUUUUAGUAAUUGUUACACAAAAACAAAUAUCCGCAAAGUGAUACUUUACCAAAACAGAUGCCACACAAUGUACACAGUGUGUUGGGCCCGGCUGCUGGUGCAGAGCAAGGCAGAAACGGAACAGGUGACAUACUAAUGCCUGUCACCCCCAGCUCCCCAGAACAUCUUUUGUAGUUAACCAAGCCAAUAGCAGCCUAUGCAAUGCCUUCUGUCCAGUAUCUUGCUGGUUUCCAGUGCCCACCAAGAAGUCUCGCAGAAGGUAAAGGACAAGUGAUACAAUGGGACCAAGACGUAUUUGUGUCAAACAGCAGUAUGUUUGUGUAUGUCUACAACACUGAUAAAAAAGGGAUAACGGCGGUGUAUUUAUUUCCUGCUGAAGUUUGGCAUAUUGAACUGGUCUCAAGUACACGCCAGUUGUUUGCCCUCUGCGCUGAAACUGGGAUAUACGUACUAACAUGGGACGAUCAAGGCAGGUUGUUAAAGAAACCAGAUUGUGUUACAAGUGUCAAUGGUGUGGACACCUUCACUGUCGGGUCAGAGUUUGUUUACCUGUUGGACACUUCAGUUUGCGCUAUCAUGGUUGCCCAUGAGGUUUUAGUGGUUUCCUCAGUGCAUCAGAAGAAAUGGAAGAUCAGAAUUUUUCAGGUGGAAUCUCAGCAAGAGACAGUUGCAACAUCAUUCAGAGACUUAGAAUUUUCCAUCAAACUACGCAUGGGAUGCAGCAAUGCAAUGGAAUGGAAUGGGUUUCGUCCAGUCCUGUGCUGUGUCUCCCUCUGGAAAGAGACUAAAUCCAGUGAACUUCCCUGUUCCCUCUUAGUAGAAUCUUCCCUUUUCACACACUUAUUUGGAGUGGAUUGUUCCAUGCUUGAUUCCCCCAUGGUUCUGUGUGGAUUGCCAGAUGGUCAGGUGGUGGGCUUUCCCUUAAAGGUAGCUGGCUUUACAAAUAUGGACCAUACUGAAAAUAAGGACACUUCCCGUUUACCUAUAAUGGUCCUUUAUCACUUAGAGCAACCAGUUGUUUUCCUCGGGGCCACAAGGAUGGAAGUUGGUGACAAUAACAGCCAGAACCUCAUCAAGCAUAACCUUGGCUGUGAUUGUUUAUUGAUUAUGGGCCAUGAAGGCCUUGUGGUGACGGUGUUGUCUGAGAAGAAAACAGAAGGCAGAGGACAUGUAUUUAGAGAAUACUAUAUUCAAGCUCCUGUGUCAUGCGCUGUAUCCUCCGGGACAGGUGUGUAUUACAGCACCUGCAAAGAUCUUCUGCUUGUUCACAUUGGCCCAGGAGUACGGGAGGAGAAUGGAGUUUCUAAUAAAUUUCAUCAUUAUCCUGUUCUAUCCUCCACCAGCUACAAUAUCCCUUUGGUCAUUGCAGUCUCCAAGAUUUCCAGCUCUCCUGAAGGUGAAGUGCAGUUCCUGGCUUUGUCAAAUAGAGGGAAACUUAUGCUUUGUAGCCUUGGACGUGAGUCAGGAACUCUGAAGUUUGCUGGACUUACAUGUAGAAAAGCAGGACAGAGGAUUAAAGACCUGCUCUCUGGGAUUAGCAAAGUCUCUGAGAGGGUCUCCCACAUGAAAUCUCUUACAGACCAGCGGAAUAGCUCGUUAUUUAACCUCAACCAGGUGAUAGGGCUGAGCCGCACAGUGUUGUCCUCUGAGAGAUCUGAGCUGGCUCUUGUCUUCAGCACUAAAGUAUCAUGGAUGCGCGUAGUGCAACAGGACUCCCUGAUUGCAUCCUGCACUCUGGAUAACAGGACUGACUGUACUAUGGGCAGAGGAUGGAAGUUGUGCGUUCAUAUACACUAUGAGGCUUCUGGCUUGAAAACGUCAUACACCUUCCCUGUAGGCAACCUGUCGCCAGGAGAAAAGACAGAGAUUUCCUUCCCAUUAUCUACUCAGAAAAGUAACAAACUGGAUUUUCCUGUUCUGAUGUCAUCUGUCCUUUUUUACAGUUUGAAGGGUCUGUUCCCAGACAGUGUUACCCCUUUUUAUCCUGCAGAAUGUGCCUCAUCAUCUCCUCACAAACAAGGGAUCUGUUUACCGCUGCAGGAGCACACUAUAGACAUUCUGCAGUGUCUCCGUUUCAGCUAUCAAGAUGGCCAUCAAUCCCAUCUUGACCCCUGCCCUGCUGCAGCCUGGGACCCUGUGGAAACCUUUUUGAGGCAGUCUUUUGGAGCAGGGAUAUUGGGGACUCACCCUAAAGCCGUUUCUAACCAGGGGAAAUGCAGAGUCGCUCCAUUUUCUGCAACUCUAAGAGUGUCGGUAGAGCUUCUAAAUCUGACCUUAAAAAACAAGAGCCCAGGAUUUUCUAUAUGUUCUGCCACACUGCAUUGGCUGCUCAAGACCGAGUUGACGGAGAAUUUGUCAGAGGUGCAUGGUUUUACCCCAGAUGGAAGGGAACUUUGUCUUCGUCUUAGAGAGGUUUCUGUGAAUGAUCUCUCUACAUCGGGGCCCAUCUCAGCUGUUGAGAUUCAGAUAGUGAGCGCAUACCUUGAUGUUUUAGCCUGUCUGCAUUUAGCAGUACUGAGUCGCUUGCAGGUUUUGGUUUGCAAAAGUAAUUCUGAUGAUUGCGGUGCCCGAGAAUUAAAUCUGGGAGCUCUCCAGCAACUGUUUACUGUGGGAGAGUCACUGUUAAAAGAAGUUCAUGCGCUGCGUGACCGCUUAUGUGUGGAAAAAGAACUCAGCUCAGAAACAGCAGCAGAGAGACUACUGCACAUCUUUGGAGAGUUGCGAGAUACCGGCUUGCUCCUCCUGUGACUGCAAGCCCAGAUGCUUCACCUGCAAGUCCUGCAUAUGCAAAGAAGCUGCAUUUCAUCAAUGUGAUUUAUAAGAAUGAGGCACAUAGAGAAGGUUAUAUGGGUGCUUAUAGUCCAAAGCACUUGAAGUUAUAAGGAUAAGAUUAGAUAGGUACUUAUAGUUCAAAGCACUUAAUGGGACAUUAAACUCAUAAUAAAUCCUAGUUAAAAGGAUGUUGUCAAUGCAAACAUUAGCCUGAUAAUUAUAUGCAGCUGUUUAAAAAAAUAAAUAAAAUAUAUAUAUAUAU
This is a messenger RNA of Bombina bombina (fire-bellied toad), 3237 nucleotides long. It is a transcript of the gene FAAP100, whose product is annotated as FA core complex associated protein 100. Bases 405 to 2951 code for a protein of 848 amino acids. Gene Ontology annotation, cellular component: Fanconi anaemia nuclear complex; nucleoplasm. Lineage: Eukaryota; Metazoa; Chordata; Amphibia; Anura; Bombinatoridae. The record is from RefSeq and is a predicted model, not a curated record. The transcript has 11 exons. Gene Ontology annotation, biological process: interstrand cross-link repair.